Salvelinus fontinalis (brook trout) is the source of this 1968-nucleotide messenger RNA. It is a transcript of the gene cnbpb, whose product is annotated as CCHC-type zinc finger, nucleic acid binding protein b. Gene Ontology annotation, biological process: positive regulation of cytoplasmic translation. Gene Ontology annotation, molecular function: mRNA binding; zinc ion binding; translation regulator activity. The transcript is spliced from 7 exons. Gene Ontology annotation, cellular component: cytoplasm. The coding region runs from base 457 to 942 and encodes 161 amino acids. Lineage: Eukaryota; Metazoa; Chordata; Actinopteri; Salmoniformes; Salmonidae. The record is from RefSeq and is a predicted model, not a curated record.
CUCUUUCAGAGCACCUCUCAUUUUCUCCUCACUCCACUGAUUGUUUCAUCCCUUUUCUUUUUUACUGUACAUGGCGUAACGGUUUAACAAGGCUCCUUCCAACAGAUACAUGCAGUAUAAACACAAAGGCCUAGGAUGGGGAUCUGACUUAAUAAUGUAACGGUCUGUUUGAAAACCAGAGCAGAGCCGUGUGCAAAAGCAGCGCCCAUGUGGAGGGGAGAAGAACAGGACCGAAGUAGAGGACCGUGUGCAACCCGCGUGUGGCGCAGAGGAGACCGACAACAACCAGGCGCAGUCUGAGAAAGGUUUUGGUACACUUCCCUAGAUCUGUGCCUCGACACAAUCCUGUCUCGAAGCUCUACGGUCAAAUCCUUCGACCUCAUGGCUUGGUUUUUGCUCUGACAUGCACUGUCAACUGUGGGACCUUAUAUAGACAGGUUGUAGGAGCUAGUGGAGAUGAGUAGUAAUGAGUGUUUUGGAUGCGGACAUACUGGCCACUGGAUCAAGAACUGUCCGAAUGCCGGGCGGGGACGAGGCAAGGGCCGCGGGAGGGGGAAAGAUCUGUUCUGCUAUCGCUGUGGAGAGCCUGGUCACGUCGCCAGGGACUGUGAGAGGACUGAGGAUGCGUGCUAUAACUGUGGUCGUGGAGGACACAUCUCCAGAGACUGUAAGGAGCCCAAGAAGGAGAGGGAACAGGUCUGUUAUAACUGUGGCAAGGCUGGUCAUGUGGCCCGGGACUGUGACCAUGCCAACGAGCAGAAGUGCUACUCCUGUGGAGGCUUCGGACACAUCCAGAAGGGCUGUGACAAGGUCAAGUGUUACAGGUGUGGUGAGAUCGGCCAUGUUGCCGUCCAGUGCAGCAAGGCCAGCGAAGUCAACUGCUACAACUGUGGAAAGUCUGGUCACCUGGCUAAAGAAUGCACCAUCGAGGCCACGACCUAGCGCUCUGCUGCCUUCCUACGCCCCUCCCUUUUCACUUGGAUGGUUGUGUUAUUUCGUCUGAAUCGUCCCCUCUGGCCUACGGCAGGCUACGGAGGAUAGUCCCACACCAGUCUGCUGGAAAAGCAGGACAAGGGGUGAAACAUCCACUUUCUGCAUUUAAUCAAACAUGUUUGUUUAGUUUGGUAGAGGUUAAUGUAUAAUGCUUGUUAAAGAACCCCCUUUCCAAGCCACUGGUGACCAGGGAUGAAUGAUGAGUGGAUGCCCUUCCUACCUGGGAAACCAGUACUUAGUGAGUGGGUAGGAAGUCUGAGCUUCCCGUAAAGAUUGACUUUGUUUUAGUUUUGUUGAACAAAACGGAGUCUACCUGCAAGAGAGUGACUGACGUGCGACAGCAGCCCCGGCCAGCGGUCACUAUGGUUACGGUUCAGUCCCACGACAGACAGGGAGAUAACCCGCCCAAACACUGUAUGAAUACUGUGAGAGAAAUUACAAGAUUAUGUUUUAAUACUUUUAUUGCAUCAAAUGGCUGUUUUAAACAGAAUAGAGGGUUCUUAUAACUCUAUGGUGUCUGUGUGAACUGAAAGUGGGCCUCUGGGAGAUUUAACACGGACAAGAGAUUUACCAUGUCUUUUGGGUGAUAAAACCUAAAGAGACCGCAUUCCAUAGCAUGAGUUAAUGUUUCUGUUCUAUAUGGUACCAGGGAGAGAUGACCCCAGGGCCAGACCCUGGUCUCUACACAAUGAGUACUGUUUUUUCAGCAGAUACUGUCUGCUGUGAUUAACAAGUAUCUUUCAUACUAAUCUUAACCUUGUGACCCAAUCCAUACAUUUGUUGUUUGUCAUGUAGACUGAAAAGGGUGUAUCUUGGCUGUAAAAUACUUUUGUCUCGGGGGCUCUCAACGAAUCAUCUUAAGGGUGAUUUGUCGACCAGCCAUCAUUAUCGUAGAGCACUCAAUCGAUUCACUCUGUGUACGUUGUAUUGACCUGCUCCCUUAUUAAUAAGUAAAUAAAGAUUUAGUAUAAUGGA